UCGCAACUGGCGAGUGACACAGCAACAAAGUAGCUCGUACAAUAACAGUGGAGAGAAUGCAUACGGGCAGGGUGGACAGAUGUAUAACGCUAGCCAGAAGAACUGGCCGAGGAAGCCUGAGGAUGACGAAAAGAUAAACAGGCUGCUUGGCCUCAUGGAACUGCAGCAGUUGGAAGUCGAGGAAAGGAAACGAGUCAAACUAGAAAAGAAGCGCUUGGAGGAGGAGAAGCAGAAGCAUGAGGAAGCGAGGCUGAGGGAAGAAGCGGAACGGAAGAGGCUGGAAGAAUUACUCGAUGCGAGAGCAGCCCAAGCAUUGAAGAAACAAAUGCAGCAGUUUGAAGAGCGGGUCAAUUGGCAGGUGCAGUCGACAAUAGAUGAGAGACUACCAAUGGUAGCUGAGAAAGAUGUACAAAUUAGUAGCAGCAUGCUUAGCAAGCAGCUGCAGCAAAUAGAAGAACGGAUUAAACAGCAGGUGCAGCACACUCUAGAGACACAGCUGCCAUUUUCCGCGGAGAAGGGUGCGGGGAUGUCUGACGGUUUACACAGGUACGUGAACCAGUCAGCGGACAGGGAAGUUGGUAGGAAGGGAGGAAGUGCAAACCUUGGUUUGAGAAGGAAGCUGAUACUUGAGGAGGUGGAGUGUGACCCUGUUGAAAGUGGGGAGGCUGCUACAACCCCAGUGACGAAGAAGAGAUCAGCAUCAACCCGCACUCCAAGGAUCCCAGAGAAGACAGACACAGACAAGAAGAAAGGGGCGGUAGCAUCGUGCUCUAAGGAUGGGGUUAUUGACUUCGUACUAGAGCUCAGGCAAAAUCUGGACGCAAAGAAGGUCCCAGAGUUGAAGCGUAUGUGCAAGAGUAGAAGCAUCAAGCUCGUCGUUAAGGACCAAGCUGUGAAAGAUUUAGUUGCGUACGAGAUGAGAGUUGCGGACGAAGGAUGGCUGGAUGGGGCAGAUAGCUCCAGCAGUAAGAAAGAGGGCGGACUGUCUGAGGUUGAUGCAGCACCACGCACCAAAUGACGGUGUCUACCCCCUAUGGCGCAUCUCUGGGACAAAAUGGCCGUGUAUAUGAACCUCAGGGAUGCCGUGUGGGGGACCUAUGGCUUCGCUAACCUGAGACUAGUAGUUGAGCAAGCCAUAAUUGCAGUCUUUAUUUUGUUGACAAUGUUUGGACACAUACCCUGGAUGAUGCGAAAACAUAUGUCGAGACUUGCCAGGUUUGUCACCGUGACAAACCAAGGACGCAAGCACCGCUUGGGCUUAUCAAGCCCUUGCCUAUCAGUAGUGGACCUGGUCAGAGUGUGUUUAUGGACUUCAUGGAUACUCUUGUGACCAGCAAGAGCGGUAAGAGACACAUCUUCAUCAUUGCGGACAGGUUUAGUAAGUAUUCUAGACUUAUCGCUAUGCCUGAGACAGC
Messenger RNA from Chara braunii, 1415 nucleotides. The record is from the annotation of a GenBank genome assembly. Lineage: Eukaryota; Viridiplantae; Streptophyta; Charophyceae; Charales; Characeae.